Molecule: messenger RNA, 1278 nt
Organism: Fomitopsis serialis
Lineage: Eukaryota; Fungi; Basidiomycota; Agaricomycetes; Polyporales; Fomitopsidaceae
Exons: 9
Coding region: 1-1278 (425 amino acids)
Source: RefSeq, a predicted model, not a curated record
AUGCAAACACGUGUGCCACUCAGACGGGAAGAAUAUCCUAGCAUCAAGUACUGGCAUCGAGCGGAUUGGGACUCACAGCGAGCGCAGAAGCAAAUCUCUACGAGGCCAUCAGGCCGUGCAAUUGAUAAAGACGAAGACGACAACUUGAAGAACUGGCUCUUCGUUGAAGACGAGGAUGGGACCUUCAUUGGCCGCGACCGUAUCAAGAAAAUCACCUCUUUUGUGUGCAGCUUUUUCGAGACAAUGUUUCAAACCGAUACUGCUCCUGCGACCUGGGACCGGUUCGAGCAACUUCGCCUCUGUGCUGCAAAUUGGAAGAGCGACUACUUCCCGAUCAAGUUGUAUCCGUCUUGGUUCAGGAAACGCAAGCUGAAGGAAGAGCAGGCGCAGAUCAUUCCACCGUCUGAUGAUGCCCACCCCACUGACACGACAACUUUGGAGAUUCCCGAGUCAGGCUCUAGUGGGCGCCAGGCCAAUACCGUGUCCGCCGAUGCAGACUCCGUCGGGACAGCUGCUCAUGAUGCAACAGUGAUCCAAUCUGGGCCAGAUCAAUCGUCAUACACCGACCAUGCCGAUGUGGCCGCUCAUAGCGAGCAAGCCGAGGCCGUCUGCACUGCAGAAGAGAGCACAGGACUGCACAGCAAAUCACGGGUGUAUAUGCCUGGUACGGCUGUAAAUGCGAAGAAUAUAUACGGAUCACAAUGGAAGCUCGCAGAAGGCAACACGAACCUCUUCAAGAUGACUGACGAUUUCAAGAAGCAUUUUGAUAGCCUGUUGAAUGAAGCAAAGAAGCCGUAUGAACAGGAAGCUCAAAAUCUGCGCGCAUCGGGGAAGAAAUCACUUGAUGUGCCCGACUUCAAAUCAAUCAUGAAUGCUGCAAAGCCAGAAAAGCCUAUGAAGUCAGCGAAGUCAGCGAAACCACCGAAGGCGAAGAGGAAUGCGAAUGUCCCGGUGCUGAAGCUCUCGAGCAUUGCGAUGACACCGUACGUGAUGGACUAUGCUGCCAGAGUGCUCACAAUGCUGCCCAUGUGCUCGAUGAAGUGCAACUUCAUUGAAGUGGACUGGAUCUGGCCGGUAGGACUUGCCAAGCCUCGCGAAUACCUGGAGGCAGAGUGGAAGGUGGUGAGGAUGCCUGAUCCCAUGGGUCUGGUGGCAGUGCGUCCGCGACCUGGACAGCCGGGGUGUCAGGUGCAACGGGCAGGCGAGGGCAAGGAGGUGCACUGGGAGAAGCUCAUUAAACUGGGCUUGGACAUGGAGAACCCCAUCGUUGUAGUCUGA